Fopius arisanus is the source of this 2335-nucleotide messenger RNA. Its product is annotated as coiled-coil domain-containing protein 102A. Lineage: Eukaryota; Metazoa; Arthropoda; Insecta; Hymenoptera; Braconidae. The record is from RefSeq and is a predicted model, not a curated record. The coding region runs from base 272 to 1924 and encodes 550 amino acids. The transcript is spliced from 4 exons.
UGUCAAAAAUUGUCAAAUUUAACCUUCAAGCAUCACAAUUGUUUAUCAGCGAAAAGGUGGUUCGAAUAAUAAGUUGCUAAAUAAUAUUUUCGUAUGUGCAAACAUCAUUGAAUGCUUAAUGUUAAAAAAAAUGUAAGUUACUGUGUAUAUAGGUGAGAAUAACCGGUUAUUCAUAAGUGAGUGGUCAAUGAAUCAGCAGUGAUGUUUAUCACCUGAAACUAUUCGAAGCAAAAUUAUCAAAUUUGAUAGGUUAUAGAAAGAGGCGAGAACAAUGGCCCAGUCAUCGUCAAGUGGAACAUCUUCACGGAGGUAUGGAAAGGAUCAUGAAAGUGCACCAAACUCUCGUUUAGCCUAUGCUGACAGUGAAUGGGAAACCAAAGAGGCGAUGCGACAAAGGGAGUUGGAAGAGGCGCGAGCUCGUGCAGCUCAAAUGGAGAAAACAAUGAAAUGGUGGUCAGACUGUACAGCGAACUGGCGUGAGAAGUGGAGCAAGGUUCGAAACGAAAGGAACAAAGCCCGAGAAGAGGCCAAAUUGCUUCGCACAAAAUUAGAGAUAGCAGUGAAGGACGCUAAUAGUUACAAGCACGAGUCCCAAGACUUAGAAAUGCAGAAUGAAGAAUUGCGAAAAGAAAUGGAGAAAAUUCACAUGGUGCUACUAAAGCAUGCGGGUCAAUUCGACAGGCAGAUUGUCGACAUAAUCGAGUCAGACCCACAGCUGCGCAAUUCUCUGGGAAUAGAUGAUCUCGUUAAGCUCUAUAACAACGUAGACAAGUCGCCGAAGAUCCACUCGCCAACACAAAUAACUGUUCGAAGUCCUCGAGAGGAAACUGAAGGAUGUAUAGAUUCAGAAGGUCAGGGAACUGACCGAGACAUCGAGGAAUACAUUCUUCAGGGGGCUGUACCAAAGCACGCAGUUGAACUAUACAAAGAGGGAUCCUUGGUAAGUCUUGAAAGAGACAUCACUAAAUUGAUGAGAGAGAGCAGCAGAUUAGAUCCCCAAAUGGAACGAUUGAAGUCCCCAUCGACUAGUGAUCCGGAAGAAUCAGUGAAGAGGCCAAUGAUGAUGCUGAAUCUUGAACUUGAAGAAACGACAAAAGCCAUAUCUGCCGAGAGAAAUGAGAAUACAUCUCUGCAUCGAGCUAUUGAGAAAUUGAAGGCUGAAGUUGGACAAUUGAGAGCACGGUGCAAAGAGCUUGAAGAGAGUCGAGCUGAAGCUGUUAGGGAGCUUACCAGCAUGAAGGAUCAGUAUGAGAUCGAAAUAAUGUCAGCACAAGCUGACCUUUUGGAGGAAGCAUCUAACAGAGACGGUAUGGAGCAGAGAAUGAAUGAGCUUAGGGCUGAGCUCGAGAGAUUGCAAGCUGAGAAUGCCUCAGAAUGGGGUAAACGAGAGCGUUUGGAAUCGAAAAAGUUGUCUCUUGAGAGAGAAAAUAAACAGCUGAAGAGUGAGUUGAAAGAUUGCCAAGAGAAAAUAGAACCGGGCAGGUUGAGGCUCAGUUCGACUAUCGAUACAGAUGUAAGACAGCUGCAGCAGCAUUUAGUAGACCUUAAAUACAUGAACUCAAAACUUAAAACAAGACUGGGUGAGAAGACAACCGAGUUAACACAUGCAAUGAGGAGGUCAGAGCAGUAUGAAUCGGAAGUUAAGAGGGUGAGGUUCAGGGUCGAUGAACUCAAGAAGGAGCUGGCUGUCGCCCAGGAUGAGGUUGAUGUGGCUUCCGGCAGUGUGAGGAGGCUUCAGAGGACUAACGAGGAUCUCAUUGAAAAGUUGGAGUCUGCUAAUGUUCAAAUUGAACAUUUUAAAAAUAGCUCCGAAUCACGCGUUCCUCACGGUAUAUCUACGAUGGCACAUCAAAAUAGAGAUGAUGAGAAUGACGAAUCGAUAGCAGGUGAAUUACUCUUAACUUUUGAUAAAUUAAUAAAUUGAUAGUAUUGGGGAGGUUUUAAUAUUAAUGCGCCAUAUUGUUCAAUUUUUAGAUUAAAAGCAACGCGUUUAGCACAAGUACAAUAAAAACUAAACAUUCCCGACUUAAGCGACAGCAAAUAUGCCUGAUUUUUUGUUACGUUUUUAUUAUUUCUUUUUAAAUUGUUUUUCUCGUGAUUUGUAAAAUUGAUUUUCGCUGCCGAGUAUGCGCUGCUCGUGAUUUGUAUAUAUAAAAAAAAUUGUACCUUAUCGAAGACUGAUGAUCCGAAUAAACACUGUGACGAAGAAUAUGAUGUAUCUAACCAAUGGAAAUUAAUUACCGUGAAUUAAAGUUGAAAAGAGGGAGUUGUAAAGCCCUCAGUCGCUUGUACUGUUGAUAAAUUCAAACAAAUAAAUUACAUUUUAGAAUUCAAA